ACAGAGAGAGAGAGAGUCCUACACCAGAAUGGCUUCUUCCAAGCUCAGAAGCUCUUCUUCCUUCCCAUACCUUCUCCUCUCCUCUCUCAAUUUCAUUCUCUUCCUCCUCUCCUCAGCCUCUUUUGCUCCCACCAUCCUCAUAAAAAACCCACCAGCUCCACUUGGGUGGGCCAUCAUCACAACCUCCUCCCUCUCUCUCCUCUCUUCUCUUGCAGGCUUCUACUCUCUCCUCACCCACAUAUGCUUCGUUGCUCACAUCUCCACCGUCCUCGCCGCACUGGCGGGGCAGGGGCUCGGAUUCCUCGUUCUCUUCUCGAGGGAGGAAUCGACCCUUCGAUUACUAAAGCCCGACAAGAGUCCUAAGGAGGCUAGGAUUCUUGCCAAGACGGCGUGCGGAAUUCUGCUGUCGAUGUUCUUGCUGCAACUGAUGGUGCUGGUGGCGACUUGCGUGGUGCAGAGCUGUUGGGUGAGGGAGUAUGAGGGGCUGGAGGCGGAGAGAGAGGAGACGGCGAGGCGGCGUGGGAGGAGGAUGGCACGUGUGCAGGAGGAGUCGAUGGCGAAUGCGGCGAAGAUAGCUGAGGUUCGGGAGAAGGAGAUGGAUGAGAAGAUGAAGAGUAGGUAUGGGCAGUGGGUGAAGACGGAUUUCGAAGGAUGAAAAUCGGGUGGGGUUGUUUGGACGGUCACGAUGGGAUGGCCAUUAGAGGUUGUGUUUGAGGGCAAGAUUGGAUUUGUGAGUUUUUAUCUAAUAGCAGUAUGUAUGAUAGAAUACCAUAUAUAUGUUACUAGCAAAACUUCCAUUUGUGUUGUUUGGUA
Messenger RNA from Magnolia sinica, 813 nucleotides. RefSeq lists its product as uncharacterized. NCBI's taxonomy places the organism in Eukaryota, Viridiplantae, Streptophyta, Magnoliopsida, Magnoliales, Magnoliaceae. The record is from RefSeq and is a predicted model, not a curated record. Bases 29 to 655 code for a protein of 208 amino acids. The transcript has a single exon.